CUUGUCCAAACUCUCUUCUCCUCCGUGUAGGUUUGUGAAAAACCUGGAUUUCCAAAAUGAAUAAAGAUGCCCAGAUGAGAGCAACCAUUAACCAAAAGCUAAUAGAAACAGGAGAGCGAGAACGCCUUAAAGAGUUGCUGAGAGCCAAGUUAAUUGAGUGCGGCUGGAAGGAUCAGUUGAAGGCACAUUGCAAAGAUGUCAUUAAGGAAAAAGGAUUAGAGCAUGUUACAGUUGAUGAUUUGGUGGCAGAAAUCACUCCCAAAGGCAGAGCCUUGGUACCAGACAGUGUAAAGAAAGAACUCUUGCAGAGAAUAAGAACCUUCCUUGCCCAGCAUGCCAGUCUUUAACUUUGACAUUCGUCUGGGAUACGGUGUUUCUGUAUUAUGUCAAUCAUGUCAGGAUUGGAACGCAGUUUACAUACUUAAGGAUGGGAAAUAAAUUUUUUUUGUAUGAUGAGUUGCUUUCUUCUGCAUCGAUUCUUAAACUUGUUAUUUUAAUAAAAAAUUCUGUGGACUUGU
Molecule: messenger RNA, 518 nt
Organism: Leptosomus discolor (cuckoo roller)
Lineage: Eukaryota; Metazoa; Chordata; Aves; Leptosomiformes; Leptosomidae
Source: RefSeq, a predicted model, not a curated record